Molecule: messenger RNA, 1437 nt
Organism: Sus scrofa (pig)
Lineage: Eukaryota; Metazoa; Chordata; Mammalia; Artiodactyla; Suidae
Source: RefSeq, a predicted model, not a curated record
UCCCCCAGGACCCAGAGUCCAACUCCCGACCCCAUCUCUCCCCUUCCCCACAGAUCACCAUGUACAGUUUCAUGGGUGGUGGCCUCUUCUGUGCCUGGGUGGGGACGAUUCUCCUGGUGGUAGCCACGGCGACAGACCACUGGAUGCAGUACCGGCUGUCGGGGGCCUUCGCCCACCAGGGCCUGUGGCGAUACUGCCUGGGCAGCAAGUGCUACCUGCAGACGGAAAGCAUCGGUAAGGCUCCAGGGCCUGGGCCAGGCUGUGCCUGGGAUCAGAGUCUCUUGCAGGGUAGACGCUGACAGCAGAAGGGCCACCUGUUUUGCAGAUGGCGAACCCUGAGGCUCAGAGAGGGAAAGGGUCCAGCCGAAGCUUACUGGAAUGCCACCCGGGCCUUCAUGAUCCUGUCCUCCCUGUGUGCCACCUCGGGCAUCAUCAUGGGCAUCAUGGCCUUCGCUCAGCAGUCCACGUUCACCCGCCUCUCCCGGCCCUUCUCUGCCGGCAUCAUGUUUUUCGCCUCCACCUUUUUCGUCCUGCUGGCCUUGGCCAUCUACACUGGCGUCACCGUCAGCUUCCUCGGUCGCCGCUUUGGGGACUGGCGCUUCUCCUGGUCCUACAUCCUGGGCUGGGUGGCCCUGCUCAUGACUUUCUUUGCAGGAAUUUUCUACAUGUGUGCCUAUCGGAUGCAUGAAUGUCGGCGCCUGUCCACACCCCGCUGAGCCCAAAUGUCUGCCCCGGCUUCACCCAGAAGUGACAGUGAGGUCACUGAAGAGGAGGGGAGGGUCUAGGGGCCUGAAAUCCUGGUUGCUAGGGGCAUGAGGGGGUCCGGUCCCGGACUCUGGGUUGGGGGGGCCCCUGACUCCUGUUUCCCAAGGGGGAAGGAGCAAGAAUGGGGGCUGGUGGAAGCUGUUGAGGAGACCCAAGGCCCCACCCACCAGGGAGGUUGUUAGCGAAAUGGAAUCUCCACUAGAGCGACUUUUUGGAGUCUAAUAAAACUGAUUGAAACUACUGAAGUGUGGUCCCUUUGGGGCUGGGGUGGAGGAACCAGGGUGGGUGGGAUGGGAGUGGUUGCCUUAUCGUGGCCCAGUCUGCUCAGGUCCCGUCAGGAUGGACACACAGGUCCCCAGCCCACCAAGUUCAGCUUCUAGGAAACUGAUGUGUAGGUCAAAGUCUUUCUUUUCUUUUUUCUUUUCUGGCCAUCCUGUGGCCUAUGGAGUGCCCAGGCCAGGGAUCAGAUCCAGGCACAGUUGCAACCUAGACCACAGCUGCUGCAACGCUAGAUCCUUAACCCACUGGGCCUGGCCAGGGAUCAAAUCUGUGUCCUGACACCACCCAUCCCAUUGCAGAUUCAGCUAUGCCCCCUAUAGGUCCAAUUAUUUUUGUUGUUGUUGUUUUGUGUUUUUUUUUUUUUUUGCUUUUUGGGGCUGCACACGCAGCAUA